UUGAAUCUCGGUGAUAUUGAUAAAAGAGGAUUUAUCGGUGAGAUAUAUAAAGGUAAACGCGCACUAGUUCGUCAAAGUUCUGGUGCGAUAGUCGUUAUUAAUAAGUGUUAUUCUUUUUAUUUAUAUAAGAGUAAAGUGACUCUUUUAUCAAAAAUGAAAGCUCUUUUCGCUGUUACUGUUUUAUCUUUCAUCAUCUUCGUUUUUACCGAGCCAGUGAUCGUACCCGAUUGUCCAGAAGUCGAUGGUCCAAAUGCUACUCUGCUUAAAGAUCCAUAUCAUUGCGAUUCGUACUAUAUAUGUUUAGAAGGCGAAGCGAUCCCAAUGAAGUGUCCAAUAGGCUUACACUUCAACGAUGUAUUGAAGACUUGCGAUUAUCCGAAAAAAGCCAAAUGCAAGGCUCUUCCACCACCCUCUACUGAUUAAAUGGUUAUUAUUUAUCUCACGUAUAUGAUUUGUAUAAUUGAUUCAGACAUACGCCAUUCUUUCGCAAUCAUGAUAUCGCUUUCGAUGGAUAACGAACACGGCUAACGUUUGUUAUAUAUAUAUAUAUAUAUAUAUAUAUAUAUAUAUAUAUAUAUAUAUAUAU
Molecule: messenger RNA, 586 nt
Organism: Vespa crabro (European hornet)
Lineage: Eukaryota; Metazoa; Arthropoda; Insecta; Hymenoptera; Vespidae
Product: peritrophin-1-like
Exons: 2
Coding region: 154-423 (89 amino acids)
Cellular component (GO): extracellular region
Molecular function (GO): chitin binding
Source: RefSeq, a predicted model, not a curated record